Closterium sp. Naga37s-1 is the source of this 618-nucleotide messenger RNA. Lineage: Eukaryota; Viridiplantae; Streptophyta; Zygnematophyceae; Desmidiales; Closteriaceae. The record is from the annotation of a GenBank genome assembly.
AUGUUUGCGCGUCAAACGUUCUAUCCACUCCCCCCCCGCGCUCCCCGCUGCUCUCGCCGCUCUUCCCGCGAGGCACGAUCUCCUCCCAUUUGUCUCAGCCCUCUGUUGCCGCCCAUUCUACCUUCGCCCAUUCCCUUCCUCGAGCGACCGGCCUGGCAAGAGGGUGUGCGUGUAAGGCAACGCGCAAGCAGCCCUUCCAUUGGAGCACGCGAGGAUCGCUCUCCCCGCCGUCUCCCCUUAUUCCCUGGCCCAGCUUCCCUCCCAUAUUUCUCUUCCGCACCCUUGCUUUCGCACCCGUGCCCGCCCCUUUCUCCCCACCGUCCUGCUUAUCACCCCUCCCACGGAUCCUCGCAUGCAGCCCGCUUCUAUUCUCCGAUCCGCCUUCCGCCCAAGUUUUCUUCCCCCUCCCCUUUCCCCCGUGUCUCCACUUUGCACUUGCAGUGGACUAUCACCCCACAGGACGUCUUGUCGAGUGCCCCUGUGCCCCUCGCCCUUUCCCCCCUCUCCGCAGAUCACCCCACGGGGCGUGGUGUCCUGCACGUGCCACGGAUGCCAGAAGUGGAAGGAUUUCACAGCUGGCAGGCUGAGCUGGCCUGCCACGUGGUAGGCAGCCACUGA